Messenger RNA from Macrosiphum euphorbiae (potato aphid), 627 nucleotides. The record is from the annotation of a GenBank genome assembly. NCBI's taxonomy places the organism in Eukaryota, Metazoa, Arthropoda, Insecta, Hemiptera, Aphididae.
AUGAGAAUACAACACGCCGACAUCACGAUGAUGUUCACCGGCAACAGGAAGAGGAGUUGUAGUAACAACUCACAAAAACGGCAGACGUCGGACAACCGGUCCCGCAGCAACCACCGUUCCGAGAGCAGAGGCCGAAGUAAAAUUCCACAAGGGUUACCUCCUGCUAGUUACAAUUUAGCUGAUGGAGAUUUAGCAGAUAGCUUACAACAACGAGUUGAUAUAGCUAGAGGCCAUGCGAUUACUAAAAGACGUGGUGCGAUUAAACACCAAAAAGUACACAUCGUAAAAGGGCAUAAGUUUUUAGCUAAAUUUUUCAGACAGCCGACGUUUUGUGCAUUUUGCAAAGAUUUUCUAUGGGGUUUUGGAAAACAAGGAUAUCAAUGUCAAUCUUGUCAAACAGCUGUACAUAAAAAAUGUCACGACAAACUUCUUAUACAAUGUCCAGGCACCGGGCGAGAUACAGAAAGUACAGUGUAUUUAAGAGAACGGUUCAAAAUAGAUGUACCUCAUCGCUUCAAAGGAUAUAACUUCAUGUCACCAACAUUUUGUGAUCACUGUGGUUCACUUUUGUACGGGUUAUUCAAACAAGGUCUAAAAUGCGAAGGUAAGACUUAUUUAUAUUCGUAA